UACCAAUUACCAAUUACCAGUAUCUAAAUGCAGUAAGAAAAAUCUCAUCACGUUAAUUAAACAAUUAAUUUCCUAGAAUCAAUUCUGUCCUUUUUCAGAAAACGCAACCACGGAAAAAACGUGGCCCUCCUCAUAACCCACAAUUCGGCUCAUAAUCAUCAACAAGAAAAAAAAAAAAAAAAAAACUGAUUCUUGUUAACAGUCAGAUUCAGCAGAAAAAAGUAAGUAGACACAAGUAUUCUUGGAUUCAUGCAGGAGGCACUCAUAAUUUCAGUUCCAAUGGAAGAAGCAGUUCCAAAACCGAAAACCUUCUGGAACAAACUCACCGCACUCACAACCGCAGCUUCCAACACGUACAAAAGCAAGCCCGUCUCCCAUUGGACACUUCUAACCCUAAGCAGCAUUUCGAUGCUAGUAGCUUUCCCCGCUUCAUCUCUUCUCUCUCGUGUUUACUACUCCAACGGUGGGACCAGCAAAUGGAUCAUAUCUUGGGUGGCAGUAGCCGGUUGGCCGAUCCCCUUGCUCGUCUUAAUCCCAUCAUACUUCUUCCUAGGUUUAUUCCCCACCCCUUUAACCUUAAAACUUGUCUUAUCCUACAUCGGAUUGGGAUUCCUAACCGCGGCAGACAAUCUCAUGUACGCGUACGGAUACGCGUAUUUGCCAGCUUCGACCGCGUCUCUACUGGGGUCCACUUCACUCAUAUUCUCCGCCUUCUUUGGGUACCUCUUGGUCAAGAACAAAGUCAACGCCUCGACUAUAAAUGCGGUUGUGGUCAUCACAUGUGCGAUGGCUAUUAUAGCGCUCGAUUCGAAUUCUGAUAGAUACGGAUACGUCACGAAAAGUCAGUACGCGAUGGGGUUCGUAUGGAAUAUUCUUGGAUCUUUAUUGCACGGAUUGAUCUUCGCUCUGUCGGAGUUAGUUUUUAUAAAAUUGCUCGGGAGAAGAUCUUUUCAUGUGGUUCUUGAGCAGCAAGUGAUGGUUUCUUUAUUCGGAUUUCUUUUCACAACGAUUGGUUUAUUAGUGAACAACGAUUUUCAAGAAAUGGCGUACGAGGCAAAGGUUUUUGAAGGCGGUAAAAGCUCGUAUCUGUCUGUUCUUAUAUGGAGUGUGAUUACUUUUCAAUUGGGGAUUUUGGGAGGUACAGCUGUCGUUUUUUUAGCGUCCACUGUCCUAGCUGGCGUUCUGAACUCGAUAAGGGUCCCACUUACGAGCAUUGCAGCUGUUUUGAUAUUGCAUGAUCCGAUGAGCGGUUUCAAGAUUCUGUCUUUGGUUAUUACGUUUUGGGGAUUCAGUUCUUACAUAUACGGGAAUUAUUCUCAGAGUAAAGACUCGUCUUGACCGUGGGCGAGAGUGUAUCUCUAUUCUUUUACGAUAAUAUAUGUGUUUGUAUUUA
Molecule: messenger RNA, 1393 nt
Organism: Erythranthe guttata (spotted monkey flower)
Lineage: Eukaryota; Viridiplantae; Streptophyta; Magnoliopsida; Lamiales; Phrymaceae
Gene: PUP5
Product: purine permease 5
Cellular component (GO): membrane
Molecular function (GO): purine nucleoside transmembrane transporter activity
Source: RefSeq, a predicted model, not a curated record